AUGGAGGAUAAACACAACAAUAGAGUUUAUAUUAAUCCAAAUUAUGCAACUUCGAAAGGGAGAAAUAGCAUGCCAUUAAGUCAGCACAAUACAAUAUACAUUAACCAAAAUUUUGUGAAAAAUAAUGAACAGACAAGUAAUGUAAACAAAAUUUUUGUGAACCCACAUUUCAUAAAAUCUAAGAAUUUUAUUAGUGAAAUGAGAACAUUACAUGAAAACAAUCUAAUUGAUAAUCAAACUGUAUGUUUCAAGCCAGCAGUCCCUUUAGAAGCUUCUUUAGAGUGCUAUAAUAAUUGUUUAUACAACUUAUUGCCCAAUCAAAUUCCUGAGCCAUCUAGAAGUUUAAGUUUUCCUAAUAAUGUGACAGAAAGCAGAAGUAAUGAAACUGGGGUGAAUAAAUCUCGCUAUAGCCUAGUUAGGAACAGUUGCACUCAAAUAAAUCAAUGCAGCAACUACAAAGUUGAUUUACAAGAUACACAUAGUAAGAAAAACAAUACUUUACAAUUACCUAUUGUUAAGUCCAGGUAUCAUUUAAUAAGAAAAAAUGUAGCUAACACCCCAACUUCACAAUCUCAAACAAAAUCAAGAUUGAAAAUAAAUAAAUAUAAAAUGAUAACCAUCAAUAAUGUGCAAAAGAGUAAUGAAAAUAACGUUAAAGAGAAAAUAACUAAAUUUGUACCUUUCAAAAAUAUAUUUCCAACUGAGCAAAAACUCAUACGAAACAGUAUUUCAAUGCAACCACUUUUGAAUCGUAGUUUAUUAAGAAGUCGUACUUCAAUACAUAUUUUAAGACAAAAUCAAAAACUAAGACGAAUUUAUACCAAACAAAGGUAUAGGGCUGCAAUUGAAAAUAUAAAAGGCAAAACCAAAAUAAAUAAUAUUCCAUGUCCAUUAUUUUCGAAGUAUGGAAAAUGUCUCAGAAAUAUUAAAGGUAAUUGUGAAUACCUCCAUAACAAAAAACAUGUAACUUUGUGUAGAAAAUUUUUAAAAGGUAUAUGCCAUGAUGAUACGUGUUGCUUUUCCCAUGAAUUGUCAAUGAAAAAAAUGCCUACAUGUAAUUUUUAUUUAAAAGGCAUUUGCGUCAAAGAAAAUUGUCCAUACUUACAUGUAAAAUUGAGUGAAAAAGCAAAAAUUUGCCAAGAUUUUGUGCGUGGAUAUUGUGAAAAGGGUGAGAAUUGCUUAUUUAGGCAUAUAAAACCAAUGAUAAACAGGAAAAGUUUACAGUCAAAAGUAUCGCCAAAUAGUGUUAAAAAAAAUUUACUGUUAAAAAAAGGAACUCAAGAAAAGGUUUACAAAAGAAUUCCUCUAAAUACUUCAGAAGAAGAUUCCAAAAACAUUGCCGAGGUAAUUCUUGAUAGUAGAUAUUUUAAAGAAACUGUUACUGAAGAAAUAGAUAACUGUAAUGUGAUAAAACCAACCAGAUGUAAAUUGGGUGAUUUACCUUCUUUCAUUAAAUUACUAUAAUUGUGAGAUUAGUUUGAUUGACUGUCUGAGUAUUGAGAGCGAUUUCUGCUUUCAUAGAUAUUAUUUUAUUAAAUAUUAAAAUAGCUUCCCAUUCUGAACCUUAUUUGUGGUCUUUAAAAAAAUAUUUCAGUUUAAGUUCAUAUACCUGUUAAUUUUUUACUGCAAGAAUGUUAUUUGAUGAUAAAAUUAUAAAGUAAAAGAAUUUGUUAUAUUUAUUAUUUUAUGUACCUAUGUAAUUUUAAUUUAAUGUUCUAAUUUUACUAUGUAUAUUCCGCUUCUUCGUUCCCGUUGUACCUGAAAGUAUAAGUAGGUACCAUAGAAAUCUAAAUAACAAGACACUAGAAGUCGUAAGCGCGCGUGACCUUGUCGCCACUAAGGUGACUUCCAAGCCACCAGUGCGUUCGUCGCUGUUCAGUUGCUCUCGAGACGUGCGAGUGUAAACAUGGUGUGUUUCAGCAUUUUCCAUUGCGGAAAUUCUUCCACAAGAUGUAAAAUUACAAAUAAAGGAAUAACAUUUCA
Colias croceus (clouded yellow) is the source of this 1983-nucleotide messenger RNA. RefSeq lists its product as uncharacterized. Gene Ontology annotation, molecular function: metal ion binding. Gene Ontology annotation, cellular component: nucleus. The record is from RefSeq and is a predicted model, not a curated record. Lineage: Eukaryota; Metazoa; Arthropoda; Insecta; Lepidoptera; Pieridae. The transcript has a single exon. Bases 1 to 1464 code for a protein of 487 amino acids.